UCAGUUGAAAAAGAAAAAAUACUUUUGUGAAGAGAGCUAGAGGUACAAAACACGCUAUGAGAUCUUUAUGUACCUUGAAUGCUUCUAAUAUAGCUAAAACUGUGCAACUAAUCGGUGUACUGUGUCCCAUAUGGUCUCAAGUGUCAGUUGGAAGUGCAAGAAUGUAGUAUAAUCUAGCAGACAAGAUGUUACCAACGUUAGAUACACAGCCUCGAUUAAACCCUGGCGUAACGCGGAUAUAAUUCGAGCUCUCAGCUUAAAUCUUAAGUCGUAGGAGUGGUGUUUCUCCCUCUGUGUCCUCUCUGCCAUCAUAACUGAAUAGUAUCCUAUUAUUCUAUGCUGCUAUUAUUCUAUGCUGCCAUUAUUCUAUGCUGCCAUUAUUCUAUUCUGCCAAUCUUGUAACUGGUUCCACGUGCUAAUUCAGCUCCACCCAUAGUGCCACGAAUGGGCGAUUAUUAUGCCUCGGUGCGCAUGCACAAGCGAGGUAUACACGGUAGUGUGUUUGUCUGUGUGUCUGUCUGUGUAGACUGCUACAGCUGCACAAGGAUCAAUGAAGUGGUGGGUGGACUCCACUCUUGUUGGCAGCCAAUGGAGGUCACACUGACUGUGUUAAAGAGCUGUUCUCCUCAAGAGCCGUAUUGGACAAGGCUGACAAUGAUGGGUGGACUCCACUCUUGGUGGCAGCCAGGAGAGGUCAUACUGAAAGUGUUAAAGAGCUGCUCUCCUCAGGAGCUGUGGUGGACCUGGCUGACAAGCUUGGGUAUACUCCACUCUGCUGGGCAGCCAGGAAUGGUCACACAGACUGUGUUAGAGUGCUGCUCUCCAAAGGAGCCAUGGUGAACCUAGCUGGUGAGCGUGGGUGGACUCCACUCUGGGGGGCAGCCAGUGGAGGUCACACUGGCUGUGUUAGAGAGCUGCUCUCCUCAGAAGCCAUAUUAGACCUGGCUGACAAGGAUGGGUACACUCCACUCAUGUUGGCAGCUUACAAUGGACAGGAAGAUACUGUUAAAGAGCUUCUCUCGUCAGGCGCUUCAAUUAUCAGCACUAAUAAACGUGGACAGACUGCUCUGAUGCUGGCCAAGGAAUCUCUGAUGCUGGCCAAGGAAUUAGGUUUUUCAAAAAUAAUACAGCUUCUAGAGGAAGCUGCUGGAGCACAUGUCCUCCCCAGAAGCUGGACUAUUGUUACUGACACAGAAACGAAAACGCCAAUCUACCAGAACGAGACAACAGGGGAAACCCUCCUCAAACUACCUGGAUAUCCCCUGCACCAAACCUCUGCACACCCUGGUGUCGCUUUUUAUGAUGAGCCUCGAGAGAAGGUGUUCACCUCCAGUGGUGGGCAUGCUGACUUUGCCAAUGGAGUUAAAGUGGCUGUUCCAGCUAAUGCUAUCCCAGUAGGGACCUCUGUGGGCAUUAAAGUCCAACCCAGCCUUGCCCCCAUAGAUGUAUUUGUGAUGCCUGAGGGCAUUCAGUCUGCAAGUCCGUCUUACUUAAUUUCUAGUGAAGGUAUAAACGGACAGGUGACCGUGAGCAUGGAGCACUAUGUACGAGUGUCCACCCAAGAAGAAGCUGGUAACCUCCUUUUUCUCCAAGCUGACUCGUCUCCUAAGAGAUCUGGUUCAAAGAGUGUCUACGAGUACCGGGAGGUGCGAAAGGGCUCGUCACAGUUCACUCCUGGAGGAAACACCGGUAAACUGACCAGACGCUUGUCAAAGAAACGGUUCAUUAAAAUUGGCCGCCAAGCUCGUGUUAGAGACUCACCACCCAACCUCUACACUGUCAGAGUUUACUUGUCUCCUCCACACACAACUGGAGACAGAAUGGCUCUGGUCAUUAUCAGCUACUUCCAACGUCUGUUUCACGAUUUUUUGCGGAAGUUUGAGGUUGACGUCAUUCCCAGAGAUUAUCCACACUUGUCAAAUAGCCCUGCUGAUAAGACAAUCAAAAACGCUCUUAGUUUUAUCGAAGUUGAUGCAGUACUGGAGCUAGUCUGUGACUCAGCCGCCUGGAGGAGUGUGCCUAACCAGACAAUGAUUUCCCAAAGAGAAGUGGACCUGCCAAUGAUUGGUAAGUUCUCACGAGAGAAGCUUCAUGACUACCCACCCAGGAUAGUGUGUCGGUUCUUCCCUGAACAAGGAGCUAUCUCCACCACAUGCACUCUCUCACUGCAUGGCUUUGACACGCCAGUCAGUGUAAACAUGGCAUUGGAAGGCUUUGACAAGCCAGUCAGUGUAAACAUGGCAUUGCUCACUCCUCAGAGAUCAGUGGACACUAAACAACUCAAGGAAGCCACUGAAGUGCUGAGGAGAACAGUUAGUGAGAUAACCACCACAUCACAGCUUGGCCCUUCUGUGGAGAGUGUACUAUCACUAAUGGAGAAAAUGGCAACUGCACUUCAGUCAUCUUCUCUGAGCGAGCUAGCAGCCCUCACUGACUCCAUACGGACAGAGAUAGAGUCUGUCCUUGUAGUGACCAGGAGGGUUGUCGAGGACUGCACAUUACAGAGUGAGAACAUUGGAGCUAAUCUCUCUAAGAUUGAUGAUUUAUCUCGCCAGUUUUGUAUGGUGGCCAGGGCCAAACGCAGACACUGUCAAGACCAGUCAGAGGAGGCAGCUGCUCUUGUUGACCUGGUGGAGAAUGGAGCUAAUCUGUUAAGAGCUGUGGACUUAGCACUCAGGGAGAUCGACACACUCAGUGGUAACACUGGCUACAGUGUGCUGAUGAGCUGCAGUGAGAUGAUAGUUCAGUCACUCUCUGAGGAUCCAAAGGCAUUGGCCCUCCACCUCCUGUCAGCUGGGAUCAUCACUGUGUCCAUUCUUGAGGCAACCAACGAGUUAAAUGAGACAAAGAGAGAGAAGGCUACCCGAUUGUACACUGCCCUGAUUGGUGUGGUUAAACACCACCCCCACAAGUACGACGUGUUUGUCUCCACUCUCAGACGCAACCCACUACACACUGACUUGGUCAGAGAAUUAGAUAGCAAGUGCAUGUAGUUUGCAUGUCAACAACAUAAAAUAUGUAUAAUAUAUGAUCGUGCGUACUUUCGCUUUAGGCUCUGUCAUUCAAAGUUACAUAUCUCCCUUGAAUUGAAUUAUACUCAUGACCUUUAGUUUUAUGCUGAUCUUAUCCUUACUUUGAUGUUUUCUUUUAAGCUCUGUCAACUGUAAAACUAAGCAAUAAUACAACUGACAAUCUUUACCAAACGAGUGUUGCAAGCUGCGCUGCAUGUACUAAUCCUCUCGCCAUGUUAUGCUUUCGCUCAGAGUGUUAUAGUAGAGGGAAUAAGUUUUUUCUAUAAUGAAUUUUAGCUAGUUUAAUAGCUUAUCUAUACUGAGAAGAAAAUACUUGUUUACAUGCAUCUAUAUUGAUGUUAUCCAUUAUAUUAUUAUGGGGUGCCGUUUAACUUA
This is a messenger RNA of Halichondria panicea, 3407 nucleotides long. RefSeq lists its product as uncharacterized. Gene Ontology annotation, cellular component: cytoplasm. NCBI's taxonomy places the organism in Eukaryota, Metazoa, Porifera, Demospongiae, Suberitida, Halichondriidae. The record is from RefSeq and is a predicted model, not a curated record. Bases 834 to 2993 code for a protein of 719 amino acids. Gene Ontology annotation, biological process: innate immune response. The transcript is spliced from 18 exons. Gene Ontology annotation, molecular function: protein binding.